This is a messenger RNA of Emiliania huxleyi CCMP1516, 738 nucleotides long. RefSeq lists its product as hypothetical. NCBI's taxonomy places the organism in Eukaryota, Haptophyta, Isochrysidales, Noelaerhabdaceae. Bases 1 to 738 code for a protein of 245 amino acids. The record is from RefSeq and is a predicted model, not a curated record. The transcript has a single exon.
AUGGCUAUCCGACGCUCUUGCACCCUCGCGACGCUGAUCCUCUGCGCCGUCGGCGAAACCGCAAUCAAAUCAACCGACUCGUGCAGGACGGAUGCCGGCUGGGAGCUCCUCGACUCAAAUCGCACGGCGUUGGCCGUCAUUGACGUGCAGCAGAACUUCCUCGACAAGCUGCCGCUCGACCAGCGGGCGAGCCUCGUGGAGCGCAUCGCCUUCAUUAUGAAGGUUGCGAAAGCGAUGAAACUGCCCAUCCUUGCGACGGCCGAGGACUACGCCGCUGCCGGGCAGGGAGGAAGCAACCCGCCGAUGCACCCGACGCUGUCCGCACUGCUGCCCGAGGGCACGCACGUCUGGAACAAGUUGGUUUGGAAUCUCUACGGGCAGCCAGACAUCCGCGCUGCAGUCGACGAGGUCGCCAAGGCGCACGGCAUCAAUACGUUCAUCUUGGUCGGCUUGGAGACGGACGUGUGCGUUGCGCAGUCGGCUCUGGGCCUCAAGGCUGGCGGCUUUCGUGUCGUCGUCGUCGAGGACGCCGUCGGCACGCCGCCGCCCCACCACGCCGCCGGCAUCGUGCGGCUGCGCGACGCGGGCGUGACCGUCACCGACGCAAAGGGCUUGUACUAUGAGCUCGUACGCGACAUCCCGACCGUCGUGCGAGUGACCCGCGAGAUUGGCGGCGCACAGGUUGUGGGCGAGGACGUGCAGCCGCUCGAGGGCUGCGCGAGCGACUACACGCUGUGA